AUGGAUUCCAUUCAUGGACUGGAGCGUAGCAGUGUUCAGUGUAGAUUCCGUUGUCCGGUCCCAUCAGUCACUACCAAACCCAGCAGUCCUGGUCUGCUGCUAACUACCAACCAACUGCAGAUUAGUGUAGAUCUUACUGAUGGAGACUUGGCGCUGUCUUGGGCAGCACAGACCGGAAAAUCCACCGAGACUUGCAAGCCAUUCUUGCAGGAUUUACCAUUCAGAGCAUACGAGUACGAUCUCGACGGAUCAGUGCAUCACUAUGUACGACACUCUUCAACAAUGCAUUACUAUGGUGCUGGUGAACACUCCAGUCCGCUUUCUCUAACUGGAAAGCAUAUCCGUAUUGCCGCAACAGAUGCUCUUGGAUACAAUCCUGAGCUAUCAGAUCCACUCUACAAACACUUUCCAGUUUAUUAUGGUUUGGAUUCUACCACCAGCACUGCAUAUGGCGUUUAUUACGACUCGUUGGGCACUGGCUCACUGGAUUUUGGCUGCGAGAUUGAUGCUAUUUGGGGUUCAUUCACGAGCUAUCGUACAUGCAAUCCAACACUCGACUACUAUGUCUUUUUUGGUCCAACAUUGGAUCAGUGUGUUCAAACAUUUGCCUCGAUUGUUGGACUGCCCGCUUUGAUUCCAAGAUAUGCUUUGGGGUACUUGGCUAGCUCCAUGGGAUACGCUGAAGCCGAGAAUGCUCAAGAGUUGAUUGAAGCUUUUCCUAAACUGUGUCGUAAAUGGGAUAUUCCCUGUGAUGUGUUACACUUGUCGUCUGGAUACACUGUCAAUCAACUCACCCAUGCUCGGAAUGUAUUCACUUGGAACAGUGAAAGAUUUCCGGAUCCUGACCGAAUGUUUCGAGUUCUUCGCGAGUCUGGUAUUCGGACUGUCGCAAAUGUUAAGCCGUGGCUUCUUGCAGGUCACCCGCACUAUGACCAGGUGCAUAAGCUUUUGGGAUUUGUUUGGGAUCCAGAGAAAAACAGUCCGAGUAUGACUCGACUAUGGAGUGCAGGGGCUGGAUCGACAGCAACUGGUAGUUAUCUUGAUUUUUCAAGCAAAUCUGGUCGUGACUACUGGAAAGCUGGUGUUAAAGCAUUACUUCAAGUUGGGGUGGAGGGUAUUUGGAAUGACAAUAACGAGUUUGAACUGCAUGAUGAUCAACACACAUACAGCAUGAUGGGCAAAGCCAAUGUUACUGUUGGAACUGGGGGUCGAGCACUGCAAACUAUGCUGAUGGGACUCGCGUCAUAUGAAGCAAUGAGAGAGUUUCAACCUACAAAACGACCAUUUUUGAUUACUCGAUCCAGUGGUCCUGGUGCACAUCGCUUUGCGUGUCAAACCUGGUCUGGAGAUAACUACUCUUCUUGGCAAACAUUGAAGCAUAAUAUCCCAAUGGGCUUAAAUGCAGGACUGUGUUUGAUGGCUGGAUACGGGCACGAUGUUGGCGGAUUCGUUGGUCCACGUCCUGAAAAGGAACUGUUUGUACGAUGGGUUCAAAAUGGCAUUUUUCACCCACGAUUCUGUAUUCAUUCUUGGAAAGAACAAGGAAUUACUGAGCCAUGGAUGUAUCCAGAUGCAAGUAAUGCCAUUCAAUUUAGAUACCGGCUUAUUCCGUAUUUAUACUCUCUUCAUUACAAGGCUAGCACCACUGGAGUUCCAGUGAUUCGUCCUCUUGUGUAUCAUUUUCAAAAUGACUCCAAUGUUCAUCAAGCAUCGUUUGAAUUUAUGCUUGGUCCCAGUCUUCUUGUGGCAUCUGUAUUUGUUUAUGGUGCAACUGAACGUGAAGUAUAUUUACCUUUUCUUUCAAAGGACCAAGGCAGAUGGUGCAAUGUUUGGACUGGUGAGUGGAUGAAUGGAGGACAGACUGUUGUUGUUCCAGUUCCGCUGGAUCAGCACGGAGCACUGUUUGCACCAUCUGGCGCACUGAUUCCGAUGGACAACUCAAUGCAUAAAAUAAAUACGCAAUCCCAAUCCGUUAGAACGGUCGAGAUUUACAUGGAUCCUCAAUCUAGAGCGUCAAGUGACUUUAUCGAGGUAAUUGACGACGAUGGGGUGUCGAUGGAUGCAGCUGUGUUCAGAUAUCGAAUGCGGGCAGAGAAUACCGUCAAUGAAGAGGUGCAUAUCCAUCUCGAGGUACUUGAAUGUGCAUAUAUUCCAGAGUACACUACGAUCGAGUUUAUGCUUUCACUCAAUGAUCAACGUUGCAUUGUGACAACAGAAACCAAUGGAAAUACCCUACGCAGCUCACCAAGACAGUCUGAUGGUCGGCAAAGUGUUUUUGUGCCUCUGGAAUUUUCUUGCUUGUCUUGA
This is a messenger RNA of Batrachochytrium dendrobatidis JAM81, 2307 nucleotides long. RefSeq lists its product as uncharacterized. Gene Ontology annotation, molecular function: carbohydrate binding; hydrolase activity, hydrolyzing O-glycosyl compounds. Bases 1 to 2307 code for a protein of 768 amino acids. The transcript has 4 exons. Gene Ontology annotation, biological process: carbohydrate metabolic process. The record is from RefSeq and is a predicted model, not a curated record. Lineage: Eukaryota; Fungi; Chytridiomycota; Chytridiomycetes; Rhizophydiales.